GGGGGAGGAGGGGGGGGAGGAGGAUGAGAUCGUGGAGGUGCCGAAACCGAAGCGGCGGAAGAGCGGAGGGCAGGAGGGAGAUAGUCGUGAGCGGACCGAGAAGGAGAAGAUUAAAGUCGUCAAGGAGGCACUUCUGAAGAAGCGUGACUGGGUGUCCACGAUGAAGAUACCGGCACUGCAGAGGCCAAUCGCAAAGCCGAAGCCGAAAGAGCGAAUAGCACCGUUCCGACUACCACGGGAAACACCCGUAUCGUCGUCCCGGCCCAGAGCUAGCCAGACCAUCACAGAAACUCCGACUGAUGUUCGCGACCAUCCCGAUACCGACUUCAAUGCACAUCUGCUUCUGGGCGACGGCGGAUAUAUUCGCUUUGGCCGGGGCAGACCGGAGGCCAAUCACUCGAUGGACGCUUACGUGCCACACUGCCCCUCACACUCACGAGUUUCGGAUCCGUUCGGUCUCAACAGUCGAACAGACCGCCAGGAGCGGGAAGUUUACGAGCAGAGCACACCUCGCGGAAGCUCGCAUUUCCAAUCAGUACAAUCGUCUCCACCCCGAAGUAUGAGCAGUCGGACGGAACGCCGGAACCGGGAACUUGACGAGCAGAGGUUGCAGAGCACACCUCGCGAAGGCUCGUAUUUCCAAUCAGUACAAUCGUCUGCACCCCGAAGUAUGAACUUCCGCGAGCUUUUCCCCGAUGGACACCCCAUAGGCCCCCCGAGAGCCGGUGCUCGACUUUUAUCACGGCAGGUUGCCGCCGAUUUUCACACCUCACAGGCAUACGAAGAUACAGACGCAGAAGUCGAUUAUGGCUCCUUCCUGCCACGCCGAAAUCGAGUCGAGCAAUGGCCACUUUCACACUCGCAGUCGUCGCCAACUACUCAUAUUGGUCAUUACGUUUCUCAGGAGAUCGAUAGAGAAUAUAUCGUCGUGGAUGAAGAUGAAUAUGAAGAGAUAUUUGCAGAAGAGAGUGAACUGCCGGAUUCAAUCAACCCUUCGGCGAUGGCACAUGCAUCCUCGUCCAACGACACUCUACGUCACGAAAACGAGGAGCAGAGCGGAUUCAAUGGCACAUUCCUCGGAACCCCGCCACCUGAGAACACGGAGAAAAAUUGGAUGGUCUUCCUCAAUGCGUCGCCAGUUAGGGGAUCACAGGAAAAUCAAGAUGGUAUUUCCACGUUUGUGCAUGGAAGGACGGUUACGGAAACUGAAGUCAACGACGAUCCAACGCAACCAUUUUUCGGCAGUGAAGCGCUAGGAGAGCAAGUGGAUGCACUGGAUGGCCCCAGCGACGACACCCCGGUAGAUGAAGAUGAAAGACCAGUAACCUCGGUACCGAGAAAGGUAGACAACGAUGCUACAUGGAAGAAGUUUUUAACAGCCAGCACGGAAGUUACUUCCAGGAAUGCACUUACCCUCAACGCCCUCGACAUCAGUGGUGAUUUGAAUAUGCUUUCAGCACCAAAAACACCGAUACCGGAAUCCCCUCCUGCUCGACUAUCACCAACAAGGGACGUCAACCGUGCCUGGCAUGCUUUUAUCCUCCCCACUUACCCAGACUCGGACGACGACGAAGAUUACGCACCAAAGUCUCUCGACGGAAGACAAUACACCGCCUUGACAUCAACUCAGAACGCCGGUUCAUUAUCGAUGAGUACGGGACCAAUAUCACUACCACGUCUUCCAUCUCGUUCACCAAAAGGCCCAUCAAGACCCAGUCCCUCGACAAACACCGAGAAAGCAGUGGCAGAAUCGGGCCCACCCUUCCUCAUCAUCUCAGUCAGCGAAUACCCCAGCACAACGACUAUAUCAGUCUUGAAGAAGUCGAACGCAUUUGCUACUACCCAUCGUGAAGCGGUGGAUACUGAGGACGAGUCGAAUCAUGGCCGUAGUCAUAUCUACUGAUAGUCUUUGUUUUUUUUGCUGUGCAUACAAUACUUUUCUGAAGAUCGUGAAUUCAAAUGGCUCAUAUGGGGCUGUUUUACUUUGCGAAUUAUUUGGCGAUCGUUUGCGGUUUGGAUUGGAAUGUUUUCUGGUGGAAGCCAAGAUCUUGUGUGCCUUUCAUGACAUGUCACCUGUUAUAUUGUCGGUUGCAAAGCGUGUGAGCUUAAAAAAUG
Messenger RNA from Tricharina praecox, 2115 nucleotides. RefSeq lists its product as uncharacterized. NCBI's taxonomy places the organism in Eukaryota, Fungi, Ascomycota, Pezizomycetes, Pezizales, Pyronemataceae. The record is from RefSeq and is a predicted model, not a curated record. The transcript is spliced from 2 exons. Bases 161 to 1903 code for a protein of 580 amino acids.